This is a messenger RNA of Parastagonospora nodorum SN15, 1185 nucleotides long. RefSeq lists its product as hypothetical. The record is from RefSeq and is a predicted model, not a curated record. Gene Ontology annotation, molecular function: prephenate dehydrogenase (NADP+) activity; NAD+ binding; prephenate dehydrogenase (NAD+) activity. Bases 1 to 1185 code for a protein of 394 amino acids. The transcript has 4 exons. Gene Ontology annotation, biological process: L-tyrosine biosynthetic process. NCBI's taxonomy places the organism in Eukaryota, Fungi, Ascomycota, Dothideomycetes, Pleosporales, Phaeosphaeriaceae.
AUGGACAAUAACAAGAGCAUCGGCAUGAUCGGCAUGGGCGACAUGGGCAAGAUGUACGCGCGCCGAUUGAGUACUGCGGGAUGGAACGACUUCAUCAUCUACAGUGUCGAGGCGAAGAACAUCGAUGCCGUCGCGAAAGCUUUUGGUCCAUCCACCAAGGUCGGUGCCAUAGUUGGAGGGCAGACAUCAUGUAAAGCCCCAGAGAUUGAUGCCUUUGAGAAGAACUUGCCCGAAGAUGUCAGCAUCAUCUGCGUCCACUCGCUUCAUGGCCCAGGUGUCGACACGAAGGGCCAGCCAUUAGUCUUGAUCAAGCACCGCGCAUCCGACUCCGACUUCGCUUUUGUCGAGAACGUCAUGUCUUGUCUUAGAUCCAAGCACGUCUACCUCACAGCUCAGCAGCACGACCGCAUAACAGCAGACACACAGGCCGUCACCCAUGCCGCUUUCCUUAGCAUGGGCGCAGCAUGGUCCGCAAACAAUCAGUUCCCUUGGGAAACGAGCCGUUACGUCGGCGGCAUCGAGAACGUCAAACAAAACAUCACUCUCCGCAUUUACUCGAACAAGUGGCACGUCUACGCAGGUCUCGCUAUCAUGAACCCAGAUGCCAAGAAACAGAUCAAGCAGUACGCUGAGUCAGUCACUGAGCUUUUCAAGCUCAUGCUUGCUGGGAACCGUGAGGAGCUGAGGAACAGAAUACACACUGCACGCAAAGCCGUGUUUGGAGAAAAUGAGAACUCGGGGAAGCAGUUGUUGCUGCGGGAUGAUCUUCUCGACCAGUUCAGUCUCGGCGCUUUGCCUGAGAAGAAGCUCAGGAACAACCAUCUCAGUUUGCUAGCCAUGGUAGACUGUUGGUGGAAGCUGGGAAUCGUUCCUUAUGAUCAUAUGAUCUGCUCUACUCCACCUUCCCGCAUGUGGCUGGGAAUCACAGAAUACCUCUUCCGCAACCCAACGCUCCUCGAGGAAGCCAUAGAGACCGCGAUUGACGACAACACCUUUCGCGCCGACGAUCUCGAAUUUACAUUUGCCGCUAGAGAUUGGAGUUCCCGUGUCGAUCUGGGCAACUUCGACGGAUACCGUGAGAAAUUUGAGAAGAUCCAGAAGUACUUUGAGCCCCGGUUCCCCGAGGCGACAAAGCUCGGCAACGAAAUGAUUAAGACGAUUCUACGGAAGACGCAGGAGAAUUGA